This is a messenger RNA of Cladophialophora psammophila CBS 110553, 357 nucleotides long. RefSeq lists its product as uncharacterized. The record is from RefSeq and is a predicted model, not a curated record. Bases 1 to 357 code for a protein of 118 amino acids. The transcript has a single exon. Lineage: Eukaryota; Fungi; Ascomycota; Eurotiomycetes; Chaetothyriales; Herpotrichiellaceae.
AUGCCUGCUCUGUUAGGGCUGCAACAACCGCUGCCUCAGCUAUUUCCCGGCAUUAACUUGGCAGGUUUCUCCCUCGAGACGCGCCUCGAUCUGCAAGUUCAGAUCCUCGUCCAAGUCAGUGAAGAUAUGCUCGCGAAGCUAGAAGCCAGAUUUGGUAUUGGCGAGGGUACCGCCCCCAACCAAGGAAUUUUCGAGCCGACGAGAGCCGGUAAGAUGCUCAGCAUGAUGCUGGAGGAAGAAGCCAAUGAGCAGCCUCCGUUAUAUGAACCUCGAAGCCCCUGCGAGCCUCUGAAAAAUAUCCUUGCCAAUCUGAAGCGAAUGAUCAACGCUGAAACUUCAAAAAGCAAAGACUUUUGA